GUGAAAACUAAGAGACAGUGUUUUCCCAGGAGUACCUUGAGUCUAAUGAGGGGUGUCUUGAGUUUAAAAAAGGGUAAGAACCACUGCUGCAGGAAUUAUCCAUAUACAAUGUUGAUGGUUGGUCACUAGGUUCCCCUCAUUAAAACCAUACAGCUAAGUCAGCAGAGAGUAGUUUUGGCCCAUUACCAGCAGCUUAUCAACAUCUACCUCUCAGAUCCUAUAUUUAGGUACAAAUAAAGUCACUGAGGGAGAACUAAAGAUUUGCAACUGUUAAGUGAUUAGCCAUCCUGCAACAGGGAUUGGAGCAUAAAUGGAGAUUAGUCACAUAUAGCACGGGCUGCAUUGUGAUGAGCCAUGUCUUGUGUUUUCAGAGACUGCGUGAAGGUGUACUCAGAGACCUCGAGAGACAAAGUCGCAAACAAGAGAACAUUCGCCUUUUAGAAGAACAGAUUAUUUUGACCAAGCAUCUGGAAGCAGAAAGAGACAGGCAGGCUCUGGCCAGAGGACCCCAGCAAUCCUAGAUGUAGAACGGGAGUUUUAGUUUUCA
Molecule: messenger RNA, 547 nt
Organism: Gavialis gangeticus (Gharial)
Lineage: Eukaryota; Metazoa; Chordata; Crocodylia; Gavialidae
Gene: PET117
Product: PET117 homolog
Exons: 1
Coding region: 348-521 (57 amino acids)
Source: RefSeq, a predicted model, not a curated record